AUGGCGGGAAGGAAAAAGGUGUGCUGUGGUCUCUCUGCUCUGGAGAUAACGCUGACGGUUCUGUUCAUCCUCAUGACGGUCGUCAGCGUGACGCUCAUCACACUGAUGGUUACCUGGGAAACAGGGCCGACCCUUCCUCCCAGUCCAGGGCCUCAGCACCAACCCUACCUGAUCGGAGUGGGCCGAGCUGACUGCACUGGGCCUCCAGCUGAAAUCCCUCUGAUGGGUUAUGCGAACCCUCAGCAGACAGCUGCAGGCAUACACACUCGCCUGUUCAGCCGAGCCUUCAUCAUCGACGACGGGAAGAAGAGAGUCGUGUUCGUCACUGCAGACAUUGGGAUGGUAUCACAGAGACUACGACUGGAGGUUCUGCAGGCCCUGCAGGUGAAGUACGGGGACCUGUACCGCCAGGAUAACGUGGUUCUGAGUGGGACUCACACUCACUGCGGACCAGCCGGAUAUUUCCAGUACACGCUGUUUAUGAUCAGCAGCAGCGGCUACAUCAGGGACGCCAUCCAGCCGCUGGUCAACGGCAUCGUCAAGAGCAUAGACAUAGCCCACGGGAACAUGAAGCCCGGCAGGAUCUACCGGAGCAGAGGAGCGCUGGAGGACAGCAGCCUGAACAGAAGUCCUCACUCCUACCUCAACAACCCCGAGGACGAGAGGCACAGGUAUAAGUGGAACACAGACAAACAGGUGUUGGUGCUCAAGUUCACUGAUCUGGACGGAGACGGGAUCGGCAUGCUCAGCUGGUUCGCCGUCCACGCCGUCAGCAUGAACUACACCAACCGCAUGGUGAGCAGCGACAACAUGGGCUACGCCUCCUACCUGCUGGAGCAGGACAAGAACCCCGGAGAGCUACCUGGACAGGGAGGCUUCGUUGCUGGUUUCUCCUCCAGUAACCUUGGCGACGUCAGUCCGAACAUCAAAGGGCCUCACUGCAUGAACACUGGACUGCCCUGUGACUACCUGAACAGCUCCUGUCCUGUCGGAGGGACUAAGAUGUGCAAGGCGUUUGGACCUGGAGACGACAUGUUUGACAGCACGAGGAUCAUCGGACACAACAUCUACAGUAAGGCCAAGGAGUUGUAUGCUAACGCGGUGGAGGAGGUGACAGGCGUCCUCCACUCGGCCCACCAGUGGGUCAACAUGACGGACGUCACCGUUCAGAUCAACGAGACACACACGGUCAGUACAUGUAAACCAGCUCUUGGUCACAGUUUCGCAGCAGGAACAACAGACGGAGGAGGAGACCUCAACUUUACUCAAGGCGCUGUGGAGGGCGACCCGUUCUGGGACGGCAUCAGAGACGCGCUGGUCGGCGAGCCGUCCAAUCAGACGCAGGAGUGUCAUCACCCCAAGCCGAUCCUGUUCAGCACCGGAGAAAUGAACUGGCCUCUGCCGUGGCAUCCUCAGAUCGUGGACGUUCAGAUCAUCUCCGUUGGUUCUGUCGCCGUGGUCGCUAUUCCUGGAGAGAUGACCACCAUGGCGGGGCGGCGGCUAAGAGAAGCUGUGAAACAGGAGCUCCAGUCUGAGGGGGCGUUCAGGGACUCAGAAGUGGUGAUAGCCGGGCUGAGUAACAUCUACACUCACUACAUCACCACCUAUGAGGAGUACCAGGUGCAGCGGUAUGAAGGCGCCUCCACCAUCUACGGUCCUCACACGCUGACUGCCUACCUGGAGAAGUACCGCGGCCUGGCCAGAGCCAUCGCUCAGGACAAAGUUCUGGAGCUGCCGGUCGGCCCUCAGCCUCCCUUCUUUGAAAAAAAUCUCUUCAACCUGCUCCCUGCACCGCCUGUUGAUAAAAAACCAGAGAACACCAGCUUUGGAGAAGUCCUGCAGCAGGUCUACCCCGUCUACAGACAGGGUGAUGUUGUCUCUGUCACGUUUGUAGCAGGAAACCCAAGAAAUUCAGGAGACAUCAGAGAUAAAACUUUUGUAACUGUGGAGAUUUAUGACAACAGAACGGAGACCUGGGAGGUCGUCCACAAUGACGCAUCAUGGGAGACCAGGUUUCACUGGCUGAAAGGUUCGAACCAGCAGAGUAACUCCACCAUCGAGUGGCACAUCCCCCCGAUGGCCCGCAGCGGCAUCUACAGGAUCAAACACUUUGGACAUUACAAAAAGAGGGUAGCCUUUAGACCCGUCAUCACGCCGUACGAAGGCACAUCUGACGUCUUCAGAGUCAGCUCCAGCUUUUACUAUCAGUGAGAUCACAUGGUCCUGCAGGGUCCUGAUCACUGAGGAACAGAAACAGAUUCAAAGAAAAAGAAAGCAUGCAGGACUUUAUGGUCCAGCCCAGUCUCUUUCUAUUUCACAACCUGAAACCAAACUCAUUCACAAGUUCAUGAUACAGGUAUCACACCAAGAAUCUGCCAAAAUAAAACAACUACCAUGCUUAUGCUUAUUAUUUUUAUGAUUCAACUUUUAUUGAAUUUUUACAAUUUUUUUACAAAACCACACUAACAACCAAUUAAGGAAAGGGAAAAAAGGAAAAAAGGGACAAGAUUAAGAUACACAAUCUUAUGAUAAUAAAACAUAAAUAAAAAUAAAUAAAUAAAACUAAUAAAAUAAAAAUAAGUACAUUCGCUGUCUACAGAUAGUCUUCCAGUAAACAUUUCCCUGUAAUGAACCCAGUCUGCCUCCACCUU
Messenger RNA from Centropristis striata (black sea bass), 2651 nucleotides. It is a transcript of the gene asah2, whose product is annotated as N-acylsphingosine amidohydrolase 2. Gene Ontology annotation, biological process: long-chain fatty acid biosynthetic process; sphingosine biosynthetic process; ceramide catabolic process. The transcript has 20 exons. Gene Ontology annotation, cellular component: extracellular region. Bases 1 to 2211 code for a protein of 736 amino acids. The record is from RefSeq and is a predicted model, not a curated record. NCBI's taxonomy places the organism in Eukaryota, Metazoa, Chordata, Actinopteri, Perciformes, Serranidae. Gene Ontology annotation, molecular function: N-acylsphingosine amidohydrolase activity.